AUGGGCAACCUAAUUCGCCGCUUCGACUCAAACGAUAACCCUCUUCCUAUCGGUACCCCCGCCGUACCAGCUGCAGCAGAUUCAGCAUGCGCACCGACAACCCCCACGCCCUCCACUGACCAAUCCCCCCUCCCACCCAUGCCGCGCACCCCGAUUCUCUCCCCUCGCCGCGCCAAUGAACACAACUUCCUUCCCACCCCUACCCCUCCCACCACCACCACAACUAAUCCCCGCCGCACCCCCGAGAUACUCGGGCAUCUCUUACGUGACACAUUCAUACUCACCCCCCUAGCUCCCACAUCUGCGCCACUUCAAGACCCCCGGCGCGGCGUAGUACUGUUGCGUCAAGACCAAGAAACAUCUGCAGCGCUGCAGAACAGGAUUAUGGGAAGUGAAGAUAGGGACGGGGGGGUAGCACUGGUGCCUUGUGAGAGUAACGAGUAUUUUGCGGUCGAGAAUCUUAGAGAAAGAAUUAAAAAACCAUUGGUCAAAACUCAAGCAUUGCACUACACACCGCUCAAGUUCACUAGACUCAGUCUCCCCGCCCCUAAAAUAAAAGCAAUUGCAAUCACAGUGCACCUGAUAAGAGAACGUAUGUACCACGCUCCACAUUGCAUGAAUCAGCCGGGAAUCGAACCCGGGUCGGGCGCAUAUCAUCCAAAGAUGGCAAGCGCCCGUGAUACCACUACACCACUGAAUCCUGACUACCUUAUGUAUGAUCAUAUUUUUGGAGUUCUCGGGAAUGGUGGUUAA
Messenger RNA from Morchella sextelata, 753 nucleotides. RefSeq lists its product as uncharacterized. NCBI's taxonomy places the organism in Eukaryota, Fungi, Ascomycota, Pezizomycetes, Pezizales, Morchellaceae. The record is from RefSeq and is a predicted model, not a curated record. The transcript is spliced from 2 exons. Bases 1 to 753 code for a protein of 250 amino acids.